AUGGCCGCACUCGACAAUGCCAAUCCCACAAUUCUGAGCGAGUCUGAACUUCCUACGCACAGACAGAGACGCAGGAAUAGGGGAGAUGGAACCAAGAAAAGCGGCAUCCGGGAGCUCUUGAUGGCGAAGCCCACUUACGCCUUGGAUCCGUUUUACAUGUCAGACUUCUCAGACACCGAUUCCGAUGAUUCCAGUGUGGAACCAAUUGAUGAACAAGAAAUAUACGUCUUCUUCCCAUGCUCAGAUUUCUUACCCUAUUCGAGAUCAUGCUAUAAAAGCAAAUAUCUCAUUGCACCGAUAUCAGACCCUGAACACCCUCUCUCACUGGAAUCUUUGGGCGUGGUGAAGCUGCAAGAUGUGCACCUCAUCUCUCCUCCAGACCUUACGAAUUCAGCCGCCUUAUCACGCGUCCUCGUUGAGCUCACCCCCACGGUAACGCAUUGCUCACUUGCGACGGUUAUAGGCCUUGGCGUUCGGGUGCGUUUGGAACAAGCUUUACCUCCAAGUUACCGGGUCGAAGUGAAGAUCAAGGAGGGUACGCAUAGCCAAGCAGACGAGGUGAACAAACAGUUAGCGGACAAGGAGCGUGUUGCUGCGGCGUUAGAGAACGACAAUCUUAUGGGCAUCUUGAAGAAGAUGAUGAAGCCCUGCAUGGAUACAUAA
Molecule: messenger RNA, 663 nt
Organism: Cadophora gregata
Lineage: Eukaryota; Fungi; Ascomycota; Leotiomycetes; Helotiales; Ploettnerulaceae
Exons: 3
Coding region: 1-663 (220 amino acids)
Biological process (GO): iron-sulfur cluster assembly
Source: RefSeq, a predicted model, not a curated record